This is a messenger RNA of Kogia breviceps (pygmy sperm whale), 375 nucleotides long. RefSeq names its product sperm acrosome associated 4 (gene SPACA4). NCBI's taxonomy places the organism in Eukaryota, Metazoa, Chordata, Mammalia, Artiodactyla, Physeteridae. The record is from RefSeq and is a predicted model, not a curated record. Gene Ontology annotation, biological process: sperm-egg recognition. Gene Ontology annotation, cellular component: membrane.
AUGGUCCUCGGCUGGCUGCUGCUUCUGGCGGCGGCUCUGGCCCCAGGCACGAGGGGCAUCAAGGACUGCGUCUUCUGUGAGCUGACCGACUCCACGAGCUGUCCCGGCACGCACAUGCGCUGUGGCGAUGACGAGGACUGCUUCACGGGCCGCGGGGUGGCCCCCGGCAUCAGCCCCAUCAUCAACAAAGGCUGCGUGCGGACCGCCUCGUGUGGCCGCGAGGAGCCCGUCCGCUACAUGGGUGUCACCUACAGCCUCACCACCCACUGCUGCACUGGCCACCUGUGUAAUGGGGCCCCCCACCCCACAGGCGGCCAGAUGGCAGGGGCCACCACCGGCCUGGCGCUGCUACCAUUGCUCCCACAUUUGCUGUGA